AUGACACACCGUCUGGGACAUGGCCCGGGCGGCAUGACACCCCGUCUGGGACAUGACACGGGCGGCAUGAGACCCCGUCUGGGACAUGACACGGGCGGCAUGACACACCGUCUGGGACAUGACACGGGCGGCAUGACACCCCGUCUGGGACAUGACACGGGCGGCAUGACACCCCGUCUGGGACAUGACACGGGCGGCAUGACACCCCGUCUGGGACAUGACACGGGCGGCAUGACACCCCGUCUGGGACAUGGCACGGGCGGCAUGACACCCCGUCUGGGACAUGACACGGGCGGCAUGACACCCCGUCUGGGACAUGGCACGGGCGGAAUGACACCCCGUCUGGGACAUGACACGGGCGGCAUGACAGCCCGUCUGGGAUAUGACACGGGCGGCAUGACACCCCGUCUGGGUCAUGACACGGACGGCAUGACAGCCCGUCUGGGACAUGGCACGGGCGGCAUGACACCCCGUCUGGGACAUGGCACGGGCGGCAUGACACCCCGUCUGGGACAUGACACGGAUGGCAUGACACCCCGUCUGGGACAUGGCACGGGCGGCAUGACACCCCGUCUGGGACAUGACACGGGCGGCAUGACACCCCGUCUGGGACAUGGCACGGGCGGCAUGACACCCCGUCUGGGACAUGACACGGGCGGCAUGACACCCCGUCUGGGACAUGACACGGGCGGCAUGACACCCCGUCUGGGACAUGACACGGGCGGCAUGACACCCCGUCUGGGACAUGGCACGGGCGGCAUGACACCCCGUCUGGGACAUGACACGGGCGGCAUGACACCCCGUCUGGGACAUGGCACGGGCGGCAUGACACCCCGUCUGGGACAUGACACGGGCGGCAUGACACCCCGUCUGGGACAUGGCACGGGCGGCAUGACACCCCGUCUGGGACAUGGCACGGGCGGCAUGACACCCCGUCUGGGACAUGACACGGGCGGCAUGACACCCCGUCUGGGACAUGGCACGGGCGGCAUGACACCCCGUCUGGGACAUGGCACGGGCGGCAUGACACCCCGUCUGGGACAUGGCACGGGCGGCAUGACACCCCGUCUGGGACAUGACACGGGCGGCAUGACACCCCGUCUGGGACAUGGCACGGGCGGCAUGACACCCCGUCUGGGACAUGACACGGGCGGCAUGACACCCCGUCUGGGACAUGGCACGGGCGGCAUGACACCCCGUCUGGGACAUGACACGGACGGCAUGACACCCCGUCUGGGACAUGGCACGGGCGGCAUGACACCCCGUCUGGGACAUGGCACGGGCGGCAUGACACCCCGUCUGGGACAUGACACGGAUGGCAUGACACCCCGUCUGGGACAUGGCACGGGCGGCAUGACACCCCGUCUGGGACAUGACACGGGCGGCAUGACACCCCGUCUGGGACAUGGCACGGGCGGCAUGACACCCCGUCUGGGACAUGACACGGGCGGCAUGACACCCCGUCUGGGACAUGGCACGGGCGGCAUGACACCCCGUCUGGGACAUGGCACGGGCGGCAUGACACCCCAUAUCGAUCUAGACUAA
Molecule: messenger RNA, 1545 nt
Organism: Penaeus chinensis
Lineage: Eukaryota; Metazoa; Arthropoda; Malacostraca; Decapoda; Penaeidae
Product: glycine-rich cell wall structural protein-like
Exons: 2
Coding region: 1-1545 (514 amino acids)
Source: RefSeq, a predicted model, not a curated record